AUGGACACGGACGAAGAUGGAAGUGAGCUGGUCAGCGAAGAAGAAGCAGGAAAAGACAGAGACAAUGCGGACGUCACUGUUUCUCAAAAUGAAGAACUGACUAACGUUGACGAAAACGGAAGAAAGCUUUCGCCUUCUCACCUCAGCGAACAGAAAGAGAACGACAGAAACGCUGAACGACGAAUAGCAGAGCUUCAGCGAGAAAAUGCCCUUCUCAAAGACAAAGUAGUCGAACAACGUAGCGCUGAUGGCGCUAGGACGACGACCACCGUUCAGUACAUAAAGUACGUCUAUGCAUUUAUCGACUCCUGUUUCGAUUGUAAAUUUUGCAACAUACUCAGAAGUGCUGGUGCUACUCAGAAGAGAAAACGCUGGUUCAACAAAGAAAGCAUCCGGGAGUACAAAAUCGUGCAGCCGAAUCAGAACAAGGCGCAUCAGGCUGAAGAGGCACCGCAUUCGAGGAUAGACGGAGCCAUCAUGAUUAGCAUGCAAUGGAUGUAUGAUACUCCUGACUGCGCCAGCCAAUGCGGGUACCCAGUCAGCAAAUCGAAGUUCGCCUACUAG
Molecule: messenger RNA, 564 nt
Organism: Soboliphyme baturini
Lineage: Eukaryota; Metazoa; Nematoda; Enoplea; Dioctophymatida; Soboliphymatidae
Source: the annotation of a GenBank genome assembly